Molecule: messenger RNA, 3680 nt
Organism: Protopterus annectens (West African lungfish)
Lineage: Eukaryota; Metazoa; Chordata; Ceratodontiformes; Protopteridae
Gene: IPP
Product: intracisternal A particle-promoted polypeptide
Exons: 9
Coding region: 252-2006 (584 amino acids)
Molecular function (GO): protein binding
Source: RefSeq, a predicted model, not a curated record
UCUACCUAACCAUGUGUCCUGGUAAGACAUCGUGCUGCAGUUACAUUUGAUGCAACACUAUGUUUCUGCCCGGAAUACAAAGAUAUGGGACCAAAUGCGGAAAAGUGUCUAGAGGUACUUUGGUAUUUGUUUAUAUUUGACCGCUAAGGAAGUAAACGUCAACUCAUCAGCUGAUUUUAGAAAGGAUUUUCCAAUAUUUAAGAGUUUUUCUGUUCAAAUCAUCUUUGAAAGUUAUAAACCAAUAAACUGCAAUGGCUUCUACAGGGAAUACCAAAGCAACCUGUGUCCCGUACUUCUCAGAUAAGCAUGCUCAAGGUGUUCUGGCUCAGAUGAACAAGAUGAGAAUUCAGUGUGAACUUUGUGACGUACAGCUGCAGCUUGAAGAGGAGAUGUUUUGUGUCCACAGGCUGGUCCUUGCUUCUAGCAGUCCUUACUUUGCUGCUUUGUUCACUGGUGGAAUGCUUGAAGCUUCCAAGGAUGUAGUACGGAUUGAAGGUGUGUCAGCUGACACAUUUAAGCUGAUUUUAGAUUAUAUUUACACAGGAGCUGUGAAUGUCAAUGUGAAUAAUGUUCAAGAGAUCAUUGUAGCUGCUGACAUGUUCCAUCUGUGUGAGAUAGUGGACAUGUGCUGUAAAUUCCUCAAGGAGCAAAUGGAUCCUUCCAACUGCAUUGGAAUCUUCCAGUUUGCAGAGCACAUUGCCUGCCAUGAUCUGCUGGAAUUUGCAGAGAACUACAUAUUUUCCCAUUUCCUGGAGGUGCAGGAAGGGGAAGAAUUUCCAACAUUGUCAAAAGAACAACUUAUAAAAAUCUUGAAGAGUGAAGAGCUGAGGAUUGAAGAUGAAUAUCAAGUCUUUACAGCUGCUAUGCAUUGGAUUUUGAAAGAUCUUGUUAAAAGGAGAAAACAUGUAGUAGAGGUUCUCAGUCCUGUCCGCUUUGCCCUUUUGUCACCACAGAGGCUCUUUAAAUACAUUGAAGAAAUUCUUGAUUUUGGCCUGCGGGUGGCAUUACAUGCAUUGCUGAGGGAGUACACCACAGAGAUGAGCAAAACUCCCAAAGAGAACUACGUAAGUUUUUUGCAGACGUCAAAAGUUCGUCCUCGGAGGAGAGCCCGAAAGUACCUUUAUGCAGUAGGUGGCUACACACGGUUACAGGGAGGUCGUUGGAGUGACAGUAGAGCCCUGAGCUGUGUGGAGCGAUUUGACACUUUCACUUUGUAUUGGACCACUGUUGCUUCCCUUCAUCAGGCUCGCAGUGGUUUGGGGAUGGCUGUACUUGAGGGAAUGAUCUACGUCAUGGGAGGUGAGAAAGACUCCCUUAUUUUUGACUGCACUGAACGCUAUGAUCCAGUGAAUAAGCAGUGGACAUCGAUGGCAUCCAUGAACUACCCACGAUGUGGACAUGGUGUGUGUGCUUGUCGUGGUGCUCUGUAUGCUUUAGGAGGAUGGAUUGGAGCAGAAAUUGGAAAUACAGUUGAACGUUUUGAUCCUUCUGAAAACAAAUGGGAACUUGUUGGCCGAAUGGCAGUGCCUCGCUACUACUUUGGGUGUUGUGAACAACAGGGUAUUAUUUACGUCAUUGGUGGCAUCAGCCAUGAGGGAACAGAGUUGCGUUCUGCUGAAGGAUAUGAUACAGUCAGCAAGCGAUGGUUUGCCAUGCCAGUCAUGUCCACCAGAAGAGCAUACCUAGGAGUUGCCAUCCUCGGUGAAUACAUUUAUGCUGUCGGAGGGUGGAAUGAAGAAGAUGACGCACUUUGCACUGUGGAAAAAUAUUCAUUUGAAGAGGAGAAAUGGCUGGAAGUUUCACCUAUGAAGAUGCCAAGGGCAGGUGUGUCAGUUGUGGCUGCAAAUGGGCUUCUGUAUGCCUCAGGAGGUCGAGGUUCUAAUUGUGGUUUUGCGGCUCCUGUCACCACAGACUCCGUGGAAGUAUAUGACCCCCACAUGGACACAUGGACUGAAAUUGGCAACAUGAUAACCAGUCGCUGUGAAGGAGGAAUGGUUGUUCUAUGAAAAGCACCCUAGGCAACAGUAAGAAGCUUGAAGGCAGUAGCCAGCAGUGUAGUGCAAGAUGAAAUGAGGCACAUCUCACAUUUUUCAUCUCUUCUCGGAAGAUGUACUAAAGUGCCUUGUAUUGCAAGUAGAUGUACUUCUUUUUGGUACUGAACAUGGUCAAAACAAUUGGGUUUAGCAACUAAAGCAAACCCAAUGUGUGUGCUCAGUUGCCAAAACAGACUCUACAGACACCAAACUAGUCGUAAUCUGCUACAGACUAAUUCAGCUUAGGUUGCAGGCUGGGUAAUAGAUUUCAUGGUAAUAUUGAAAAUUAUUACUAUGUACUGCCGCUGAGAAGUACUUCAAGUGGCACUGAGCAUGCUAGACUUGCAAUACAUUCAAAGUGAUGUAGUGUUAUUAGACUUAAAUGUCAUAUGUUAGCACAUGCAGACAAUACAUCUACAUUUAAAUACAGGUAAUACUUGUUGACUUAAUACAUUGGGAUCUUUUACUGAAUAGCACACGAUACGUCUAGGAAAGAACACUCUAGAACAAUGUUUAGGUACACUUUUGUAGUAAAAAUAUUUUGUAUGACUUGUCCUUAUCAUUAGGGAUGUGAGGUAAAAUGUUUUCUGCAACAGGGUUUAUUUAACUUCUUUUGCACUUUAUCAGAGAGAGAAAGUUGUUACGUUCUAGAAAUUACAGUAACAGUAGGCAAAGAAUAAUUAGCAAUAAUAUGAAACUGAGUGGAAAUUUCUGCUCAUGUACAAAUGUCAUUAUCAAUGUACGUAAUGCUGUACAUUUUUGUGGAGGCUUCUGCUACUGUUUAAAUAAUGACUUGUAUUGGAGGAAGCUUUGAGCAGUAUUGUGGCCCUGGAGACUUCCAUCUUUGGUCUGAGACAACAGUAGGUGAGAUAGCUGAUAAAUUCUUCACCAGUGGUUUCUUCUAAAUUAGCACAGAAGAUCAGCAAAAAGACCCUGUAUGUGUAGCAGAGAUUCAGAUUGUGUCACUACCCAUUAAAUGAAGCAAUUACAUGUAGCAGUGGACAAUAAAAAAACAAAUCCAGGUGGUGGGUAAGUGAAUGAAGAGAUGACAGGUCAGCAGUACACUGCCCUUCACUCCACAUGUGCACUAUAUCUGAGUGCUGUUUGAGCUUUGCUGAGCUGUUAAGAACAAGAAACAAGCCUGUGUUAUCAGAUUGUCAGCAAGAUAAUUUGCUGCACUCAGUGAUAGUUGUCAGGUGGGUAGAGGAUGAUAAAAAAGUGCGUGUGCGUGUGCGUGUGUGUGUGUGUGUGUGUGUGUGUGUGUGUGUGUGUGUUAAUUAAAAUGUAUUUUCUCUGAAAAAAUCUACAUGAUUAACAGUUGUCAGACGUCAACAGAGACAAGUCACUGAAAUCAGUGAUAGUUAUUAGACGAAUGGAGGAUGAUAAGGUAUGGGGUAACUAUUUAUAAUUUUUUCUGAAAAAAAAUAUUAAAAAGUGGCAUCUACUUGCUUGUUAUAGCAGGAUAAGAAAUAGAAACUUAAUGUAGUUGUCUGCCCCAUCACACUACUAUGAAAGUUUAGAAAAGUGAAGCUUCUCAUGUAUUUGCAAGCAAGCAUUGUUACAGUAAAGCUAAACAUUCAUUUUUAGAAUGUUGUUGUUUGAGAUGAGCUAUUUUAUUUGUAUGAUGUAAUAAAAUAGUUUAAAGCA